AAAAGCAGUUAACUGCUCGACGGAAGGAAGCGGAAAUAAACGUCGAAAACCUUCUGCUACCAGCUAGCUUCAGGCUCACAGGACAGGGCUGUAAGCGACGUUGUACAUACUGUGGGGGUAUCUCUUUAGAGGAAGCUGGGAGAGCGUCAGACACRGCAAAGGGUUUUUUUUUUUUGCUUUUUACUUGGGCAGCUUCGAAACGGAAUAGUACAAGUGGUGCUGUCCUGUGACCUUUAUGUAAGGUCAAAGCCCUACAGGAACGGGUCAUCGACGGGAGGAGAGACUCGGAGAAAAGCUGACGACCACGGAGGCCAGGACAGCGCGUCGGUUUCGAAACAGAAGAGUAUCCACAGCCGAGUUGUUUUGCUGUGAGUCASCAAGACCAUGGAGGCCAUCGCCAAAUACGACUUUAAAGCUACUGCCGACGACGAGCUUAGUUUCAAACGCGGAGAGGUCCUCAAGGUGUUAAAUGAAGAGUGCGAUCAGAACUGGUAUAAGGCAGAACUAAAUGGGAAAGAUGGAUUCAUUCCCAAGAAUUACAUAGAGAUGAAACCCCAUCCGUGGUUCUUCGGGAAGAUUCCCCGCGCCAAAGCAGAGGAGAUGCUAAACAAACAGAGGCACGACGGGGCUUUUCUCAUCCGAGAGAGCGAGAGUGCGCCAGGAGACUUCUCCCUGUCGGUGAAGUUUGGUAAUGAUGUCCAGCAUUUCAAGGUCCUUCGUGACGGGGCUGGGAAGUACUUCCUCUGGGUGGUGAAGUUCAACUCGCUCAACGAGCUGGUGGAUUACCACCGCACGACUUCAGUCUCCCGCAAUCAGCAAAUCUUCCUGCGAGACAUAGAGCAGAUCACCCAGCACCCUACGUACGUGCAAGCGCUCUUCGACUUUGACCCGCAGGAGGAAGGCGAGUUGGGCUUCAGACGCGGCGACUUCAUCCAAGUCCUGGACAACUCCGACCCCAACUGGUGGAAAGGAGGCUGCCACGGCCAGACGGGCAUGUUCCCCCGCAACUACGUCACGCCCGUCAAUCGGAACAUGUAAAACGAAAAGAAAUUUCAGACCAACACAACAGCAACCAUCACCACCAUUAUCAUCAUUGUUCUUGACCUCAUCCACCCUGCCAUCCAACCCUGCAACCAACCCCCCCUGCCUCCUCCCCCUGCCCCGGCCAUCCCAUGGUGACCAUAAAAAAAAAAACGAACACGAAGAAGGCAAAAAAACUGAAGAAAAAAAAAAAGAGACGGAGAGAGAAAACAGGAGUAGAGCUGCCGUAGGCGUAGCUACGUGGGCGGCAGCAGAGCGGAAUCGACCUCUAUCCGCGCCGAGAAAAGUUUGCCUCCCUGCUGAACGCCUCGGCGAGGACCGAACUGUCUGAGGGAAAUCAAAACACAGGAGGGAGGGGGAAGAAAGAAAACAAAACAAACAAAAACUUAACUAAAGCAUAGUGCACCAACCGUGAAGAUAACCAAAUGAUUGAACCGCUCCCACAGCUGCUUCUGUCUUCUCAACUUCUUAAGAUUCUGCCUGUUUCUGUUCCUUUUCUUUUCUCCUUACUUCUUUGCCGCAUGUUGUUUUGUUUUUUUGUUUUUUUUAAAGAUCACGUCAAGGAAUCGUCUACCAAUUAAAAAUCGUAAGUCGUUUUAAAGAAAAAUGGAGAAAAGGCUAAAAAAAAAAACCUGUUUUAAAUAAUGUACAAAAAAAAAAGAGAGAGAAGCGAAGCCAUCUACGACAUCGCAGCUAGUUUCCACGUUCUAGACCGUCGGCAUGUGAGCGUUGUGCGUCUGUCGGCUUUAUAAAUGAAUCACGUAUAGAGAGAAUCCAUUUUUUUAAGAAUAUAUAUUAUAUAUUUGUAUGUUUGUCUGUUUUACCUCUCCAAUUUUUUUUUUUGCCCAUUUGUAAAUUAUGUUCAACCUUCUCGUUAGCUUAGAUAAGACCUAGUAGCUCUAGAAUGUGAUAACUGUCGACAUUGAUUUCCCCUUUUUUUCUUCUUUUUUUUUUCUUUCUUUAACUUAUCCGAGGUCGCUCGGAUAGCGCGACACGACGUUUUCUUAGGCUUUCAGAAGAUUUCUUGGCUUUGUCAUGCAAGUACGGUAAAGUUUAGUCCUCUGAAGGAGUUCGGUCUGGUCAGGAAGCUAACGACGACCGGCAGUGAGAGCCGGCAGUGCUGGAAAAAGGCCGGCCACAGCCUACGCUAACACACCGAUCGCGAGCCACGCUGGGGUUUUUUCUGUUUUUUUUGGGCAGUGAAUGUAGCUGAUCGCACCGACAGACAAAUAUGAGGGAAGCACGGUCGGAGAAACUGAACCAUACAACCACCACAAGGGAUUUCAACAAAAAAAAAAAAAAAAAG
Messenger RNA from Poecilia reticulata (guppy), 2347 nucleotides. It is a transcript of the gene grb2b, whose product is annotated as growth factor receptor-bound protein 2b. The record is from RefSeq and is a predicted model, not a curated record. Lineage: Eukaryota; Metazoa; Chordata; Actinopteri; Cyprinodontiformes; Poeciliidae. Gene Ontology annotation, molecular function: protein binding.